This is a messenger RNA of Bursaphelenchus okinawaensis, 1065 nucleotides long. NCBI's taxonomy places the organism in Eukaryota, Metazoa, Nematoda, Chromadorea, Rhabditida, Aphelenchoididae. The record is from the annotation of a GenBank genome assembly.
AUGGCGGGGCCGAUGUUAUACACGUUUUACUCGUUAUCGGCGAUCUCAUCGGCCGUUUUCAUUGGAACAGGUUAGUUUAUCGAAGUUUUGAUGUUUUAUCUUUUUUAAUUCGUUAUAGUUAAACUCUAUUAAUUUGGGAAGCUUUAAUAUUAUGUGAAAAUGCUUUUAGCUUUGUUCUACAUGCUAAGUGGACAAGGAUCGAGGUUUGACAUUGCUUGGUUCUUGACCGAAACAGAUCCUUACAUGUGGGCUGGUAUAGGGCUGGCUGCUUCCUUGUCUCUUUCAGUAAUUGGAGCUGGUUGGUAAGUUAAUUUAAUCUAAAUAUUUGGUUUUUAGGGGUAUCUUCACAACUGGUGUGUCAAUUCUGGGUGGAGGUGUUAAAGCUCCACGAAUUAGAACGAAAAAUUUGGUAUCUAUUAUCUUCUGUGAAGCCGUUGCUAUCUUUGGUAUUAUUAUGGCAUUUGUGUUUGCUGGAAAACUAAAUGUAAAUUUGUUUUUUGGCUUUAUUAAUUUUUUGGAGGGUUUAACAUGUUUGUUCUAAAAUGAAAUAGAAAAGUUAAUAAUGAACAAUGUGAAUGAAAUUACAAUUUUUCUUUAAAUUUUUAAAACUUGUUCUUAAUUAGGGUUUUGACCGCUCAAAGCAUGACAUAUCUACUGAGGCUGGAAGAAAAAUCAUUUCUGCCAACUUGGCUGCUGGAUACCUCAUCUUUGGAGGAGGAUUGACGGUUGGCUUCAGUAACUUGGUAUGUGGACUGGCUGUGGGAAUCGUUGGAUCUGGUGCCGCUCUUGCUGAUGCUGCUAACCCAGCUCUUUUCGUCAAAAUCUUGAUUAUCGAAAUCUUUGCCAGCGCUAUUGGACUUUUCGGCAUGAUCAUCGGUAUUGUUCAGGUAAGACUUUUAGCCAUUACUUUAAAAAAAAGUUUUCUGUUUUACGCAUUUUCAAUAUAGUGAUUUUGUACGAGUUUGAGGCGAAAUUGGCUUAUUUGUACAUUGUCGUCAGCUUUCUCUACCUCUAAACUAAUUUUUAACAUUUCAGACGAACAAAGGCAAUUUCGGAGAUGCUUAA